AAUGAAAUCUUAAGCGUCGUAGGAGUGUGUAUUUUCAGUUUUAUAUAUUUACAUUAAUAAAACCAUCCUAGUUCUUUCUUAAUUAUUAUUAAAAACCCAAUCAAUCGACAAAUAUAAUUUAAAAAUUACAUUCAAACAUAAGGUUAUGUAAUAACAUGUGUGAUGAACAUGUGAAUGUAAUAAAAGUAGUCUACAGUUCUCAAUUCAAAGUUGCGAUUUUAUUAUGGUAAUAUUAAAUAAAAUGGAUAGCGUGGGUAAUUUGGAAGAACAAGCACUUAAAAGAAAAGAAAGACUAAAAGGUCUUAAGCGCAAAUUACCAAACGAAGAUGCAUCAAGUACCACAAAAAAUGAACCAAUUGUGCUUCCAAAGCCUAAGUUCAGGAGCUAUAAACCUCAAGAUGAAACUCUACAAAAAGAAAAAAUAGAGGACGCACAACCAUCUUUAGUUGAAGCAGAAGUAAAAGAUUUAGUUGAAGCUGGCAAAGAAAAGGUAAUUUUACAAGAUUUAGAUAUAUCAAGCUUAGCCCCACGAAAACCCGACUGGGAUUUAAAAAGAGAUGUUGCUAAAAAGUUAGAGAAACUAGAGAGAAGGACACAAAAAGCAAUAGCUGAAUUAAUUUGGGAGCGACUUAAACAAGGUAAUGAAGAGAAUUUAAGUGCUAUGGUUACUAUGAAUGAAAAUAAACCAACAGAUGAUGAUUAAAAUUUAUUAUUGUGUAAAUUUAUUUUGAGAUAAAUAAGUAAUAAACGUAAGCGGUAAGAAUAA
Molecule: messenger RNA, 766 nt
Organism: Nymphalis io (European peacock)
Lineage: Eukaryota; Metazoa; Arthropoda; Insecta; Lepidoptera; Nymphalidae
Product: coiled-coil domain-containing protein 12
Exons: 3
Coding region: 224-703 (159 amino acids)
Cellular component (GO): post-mRNA release spliceosomal complex; U2-type spliceosomal complex
Source: RefSeq, a predicted model, not a curated record